Messenger RNA from Nicotiana tabacum (common tobacco), 2223 nucleotides. The record is from RefSeq and is a predicted model, not a curated record. NCBI's taxonomy places the organism in Eukaryota, Viridiplantae, Streptophyta, Magnoliopsida, Solanales, Solanaceae.
AUGGGAAAGCCUUUCGCAGAAGCAAUUAAAAUAGGGGAAAUGGUAGAAAAUGGUCUGAAAACGGGUAGAAUCUUGAGCCAGUCGGCCAUAAGAGCGACCUCCCAAGCCAUUCAAGGCAGGUCUGGAGGAAUGGACAAAGGGAAAAAGAAAGAAGAAACGGUCAUGGCAGCUUCAAGAGGAAGGAGAUACCCGGAUCAUAAACCGGUAUUCUCCGAAAGAACCCCUCAACACUAUUAUCCUCACAAUGAUAUGGCCUACGCUCCCUCACCUUUUGCGGUCAUGAAUGCUCAACCUUUCGGCCGGCCGCAACCACAAGCCAAUCGAAAUCCACCUCCAUUCCAAAGAAACCAACCUCCUUACCAGAACCAAUAUAAUCCCCGACCAACACAAAAUAACUUUCGCCCCCGGGAACCAUCCAGGAGACCCAACUUUACACCAAUCGGUGAACCCUACUCCACCCUGUUCCCUAAGCUUAUCCAGAUGGAUCUGCUACAGCCUAUUCCCCAAAACAGCCAGAAUCCAGAAUAUCCAGCUUACCAACGAGGUGUCCACUGUGCUUAUCAUUCAGGAGCUGAGGGGCAUAGUACUGAUAACUGUUGGACCUUGAAGAAAGCUGUGGAAAAUUUGAUUGAACAAGGAAAAAUGGUGUUGAGGGACGAAGAAGCCCCGAAUGUGACCAAUAAGCCAUUGCCCGCUCAUAACAACGGGCCGGUAAUCGGGAUGAUCUGCAAAGACAAAGAGUUCGAUCCCGCCUUGAAAGCCAUAAUUGCUAUUGCUGAUACAGAAAGAAAGCCUAAAGCAACCCCGAAGCAGGAGAAAGGGGGAGAGAAGACUAAAACUGUCAAGAUUGAACUCGAAAAGAAGGUUGAAGCAAAGGCAGAGAUGGCGCCUCCGAAAAAUGAGGUUCUCUAUAUUCUACGAGGUCGCCAAGAAAAGCUGUUAAUCGUGGGUAUUCCAAAGAAAUUUGAAGUGAAAAAGGGAACACCAACAUAUGUGCCAAAAGGAGCCUAUGUGGUCCGUGGGACGAUUAAACUGCCUCGGCUGAAUGAGCCAGUGGUUAUCGGACGCGUGCCACAGAACCCAAUAACAGACCCGUCUGCGGUGCCAUGGAAUUAUCAACAGACGUUGGUUACAUACAAAGGUAAAGAAAUCACAGGAGAACUUCCGGGAAAUACCUUUGCUAAGAAAUAUUCAGAUGUACAAGAAGUGAACAAUGCCACACAGAAGCGCUUUCCAUCCAAGAAGCCUGUAAGUGCUGAGGAGGCAGAGGCUUUCUUCCAGAAAAUGAAGAUGCCUGAUUAUGAAGUGGUGGAUCAGUUACGCAAGUACCCUGAACAAGUGUCUAUGCUAUCUUUGUUAAAGAGAUCUGCCGAGCAUCAGAAGACCCUAGUGAAAACUCUGAAUGAGGCGUAUGUGCCUGCUGAGACUUCAGUUGAACAACUCGAAAGAAUGGUAGAAAGGUUCUUUGCUGUUAGUCAAAUUUUCUUUAGUAAGAACGAUUUGCCUCCAGAGGGAGCGGCUAACAAGAAAGCUUUACAUCUGACUGUCAAGUGUGAAGUUUUUUAUGUCAAGCGAGUAAUGGUGGAUGGGGGUUCGGGUGUUGACAUUUGUCCACUCUCUACACUGCAGAGAAUGGAAAUCGGGACUGGAAAGAUUCGUCCCAAUAACAUCUGUGUAAGAGCUUUUGAUGGCAUUAAGAGGGAUUCCGUCGUAGAGAUAGAUCUGGUAUUAACCAUAGGCCCAGUGGAUUUCGAGGUGACCUUCCAAGUUUUGGACAUGGAUACAUCUUACAACUUUCUCCUAAGUAGGCCUAGGAUCCAUGCCGCGGGGGCUGUACCUUCCACCCUUCACCAAAUGGGGAAUUUCGAGAAUGAAGAUCAGGAAAUUGUGACCUUUGUCAAGCCAAAAUACAGCGAGAAUGAAGAUGGUGAGGCCUUCACAGCCAAAGAAAUCAAAGAUAUAUGUGGAGCUAUGAGGCAAAUGCUUUAUGAAACCAACAUGAUUCAGCUAGUGGAAGAACCAGUUAAUUUGGGAACUUCUGAAGAAAUUCGGGAAAUAAAAAUAAGCAUUCACACUGAUGAGAAAACACGGGAUGCGAUAAUUCAACUUCUGUUUGAGUUUAAAGACGUGUUUGCUUGGUCGUACGAUGAUAUGCCAGGAUUGAGUGUCGAUCUAGUGGUGCAUAAAUUGCCAAUUUACCCUGAUUGUCCUCCGGUUCAGUAG